Messenger RNA from Melopsittacus undulatus (budgerigar), 975 nucleotides. RefSeq names its product cytochrome c oxidase assembly factor 5 (gene COA5). Gene Ontology annotation, biological process: mitochondrial respiratory chain complex IV assembly. Gene Ontology annotation, cellular component: mitochondrion. The record is from RefSeq and is a predicted model, not a curated record. Bases 99 to 326 code for a protein of 75 amino acids. Lineage: Eukaryota; Metazoa; Chordata; Aves; Psittaciformes; Psittaculidae. The transcript has 3 exons.
GGAAGCAGCGAUAGGGCCAAGGGUGCACAGCAUGGCCGGCGGUGCCGGUAGUGGUGUCUGGAUAGGCCGCAGUGAGGUGUAGAGCCUGUCUUUGCACCAUGCCUAAAUACUAUGAGGAUAAAGAGGAGGACGGGCAGGCCUGCGGGGGAGUGAGGGAGGACCUGCGGCAGUGUCUGCUGGAGAGUCCCUGCGUCCUGCAGGAAAAUAAAAGCCCGAAGCAGUGCUUGAGGGAAGGACACUGUAGAAGUUUGCAGAUGACGUUCUUUGCAUGCAAAAGAUCGAUGUUGGAUACCAGGGCAAGAUUCAGAGGAAGAAAAGGAUACUGAAAUCUCCAUGAAGAGGCACAGCCCUGGGAAAUCAGGGCUCAUCAGCACUUUACACAAAACAGAGACUAAAGGAAGAAGACUAUCUGCUGCAUCCUUUUAUACAGUAAUUUCGUGGAAGGUACCUAAUCCUGAGUAUUCCAAUAGAUUGACCUGGAUGUGCAUUUAAAUGUUAAAAUAAAGGCAAGUGUAGAACUGCAAGUUCUGGCCAAAAUGGGGACUUGUCACACACUUGCAAUAAAAGACAUAAAAUCCAGAGUAAGCUGCAGAAGCUAUCAUUCUGUUUUGAAGUGAAGUUGUCUUUUGUGGUUUCACUAAUUCUGAACAUGUUUAGUAUUACAUGUAACACAAGAUAUGAAACUGGAGUUCACUCAACUGGUAUCCCAGAGGAUACCUCAGGAUAGAGCUGUUUGAGUUGAAUGAGGUUCUGAAAUGUAUGCAAGUUGUUUCCACCCCAGUAGGUUUGGUACCCUAUAAACCUGCACUAACAGGUAGGAGCAGUGAUGUUUUUCCAGUCCCGUAUGUACAAGGAUGGCAUCUCUUUCCUCUUGGUACAAAGUUAUUAUUGGUUAUUAGCACUGUCUAGUCUUGUUGGGCAACUGGGUUUACAUUUGGUUACUCUAAAUUAAAAGAUGUCUGAUUUAUCUUUCAA